AUGCUAAGUUUCUUCUUCUUGGUAUUCCGUGUGCUGUCCGCAGAAUCAUUUUCUAUUAAAUAUGAAAAUGACUAUGGCUAUGCUAAUUCUUUUGACUUAAUAUACACUAAGAACGGAAUAGAUUAUACUACAUCCCAGUCAGGAUGGGCCAUUGCAUAUCGGUUUUACAAUAAUGAUACCCCAGGAAAUAAAAUGGAUAUUCAAAGGAAUGAUAAUGGUGUUCACAAGGAUGGCGACAUAACAAUUUCCUUGACAUCCAAAGAAGAACCAGGUCCAGGUUUCCUCACACUUAAUACUGGCAAAUACUGGAAAUGA
Messenger RNA from Trichomonas vaginalis G3, 315 nucleotides. RefSeq lists its product as uncharacterized. NCBI's taxonomy places the organism in Eukaryota, Parabasalia, Trichomonadida, Trichomonadidae. The transcript has a single exon. The record is from RefSeq and is a predicted model, not a curated record. Bases 1 to 315 code for a protein of 104 amino acids.